Messenger RNA from Chanos chanos (milkfish), 390 nucleotides. RefSeq names its product cell death-inducing p53-target protein 1 homolog. Gene Ontology annotation, cellular component: cytoplasmic side of late endosome membrane; cytoplasmic side of lysosomal membrane; nucleus. NCBI's taxonomy places the organism in Eukaryota, Metazoa, Chordata, Actinopteri, Gonorynchiformes, Chanidae. The coding region runs from base 40 to 390 and encodes 116 amino acids. Gene Ontology annotation, molecular function: zinc ion binding. The record is from RefSeq and is a predicted model, not a curated record. The transcript has 4 exons.
CCGUGUUCAACUUCUCUAGGACAACACAGUUCUCUGACAAUGGACAAGGCUACUGCACCUCCUCCUUACCCCGGUCCUCCCCAGGACGCCUCCUAUCUGGUCGGUCCUGUCCAGCAAGCUCCACCCGUACCCCUGCCACAGAAAGAUCCCUACAUUCCUACAUCCACGAUGGCCACCCCUCAGUAUGUGGCGUCUCCCCAAACAGUUCACACUGUCCACGCAGUUCAAGCUCCUGUCGUUACCCAGGUGGUGGUGGUCCAGCCUGCUCUGGGGGAGGUGCCAGGCCAGACAAAGUGCCCACACUGCCAGCACACGGUGGUCACACAGACCCAGCAUGAGCCUGGAGUCCUGGCCUGGAUCAUCUGUGCAACUCUGGGCAUUUUGCUGUAA